GCCGUGAGGACCUUUGUCGUCGUGAAAACAUCGUGCAGUACUUUGGAGCGUCUGUGCACCUUGGUUUGACCAACAUGGCGACCAGGGCUGAAUCCUGUCAGAAACAAGAGGAGGGAGAGAAUGGACAUGGGGCUCAGAAUUCCCACAAGUGUGGCGAGUGCGGUAACGAGUUUCAUGACCGAGGUACUAUGAGGAGACACUUGCGGACUCACACAGGUGAAAAACUGUAUCGAUGUGAGAAAUGUGACAAAAGCUUCAGUCAGCUGUCUUAUCUGAAGACGCAUGUGAGGACUCACACAGGUGAAAAACCUUACAGUUGUGAAGAGUGCAGCAAGCAAUUCAGCGACCUUAGUCAUCUGUACAGACACAUGCGGACUCACACUGGUGAAAAACAGCACAAGUGUGAAGAGUGCGGCAGACAGUUCAGCAGGCUGGACAGUCUGAAGGAACACAUGUGGACUCACACUGGUGAGAAACCGUAUAGAUGUGAGAAAUGUGAUAAAGGCUUCAGUCGGUCAUACAGUCUGACGAUUCACAUGCGGACUCACACAGGUGAAAGACCGUAUAAGUGUGAAGAGUGCGGCAGGUGUUUUGUUGAGCUGCGUGAUCUAAAGACGCAUAUCAGAACUCACACUGGUGAGAAACCGUACAAGUGUGAGGAGUGCAGCAAGCGGUUUAGUGAGCUGGGUAGUCUGAAGACACACAUAAGAACUCACACUGACGAGAAACCGUACAUGUGUGAGGAAUGCGGCAAGCAGUUUCGUCAUCUGACAGGUCUAAAGAUACACCUGCGGAUUCACACGGGUGAGAAACCGUAUCAAUGUGAGGAAUGCAGCAGGUGGUUCGGUCAGCUGAAUCAACUGAAGUUACAUAUCAGAACCCACACCGGUGAAAAACCCUUCAAGUGUAAGGGGUGCAACAGGCAGUUUAGUGGUCCGUCUAGUCUGAACAGACACAAGCGAACUCACACUGAUGAGAAACCGUACCGAUGUGAAGAAUGCGGUAAACAGUUUAGCAGGCUGGAGAAUCUGAAGUUACACAUGAGAACUCAUACUGGUGAGAAACCGUACAGGUGUGAGGAAUGUGGUAGACAGUUCAGUAGGCCGGAUAGUCUAAAGCAGCACACGAGAACCCACACUGGUGAGAAACCGUACAUAUGUGUUGAGUGUGGGAGGUGUUUUGUUGGGCUGGGUGAUCUUAAUAGGCACCUUCGAACUCACACUGGUGAGAAACCGAUGUGAGGAGUGCAGUAGAUGGAUCAUCUGAAACAACACAGUCAUGUACAAUCAUACUGGUGAGAAAAACGUACAAAUGUGAGGAGUGUUGAAAGCAGUUGAGGGGAUGCUUAUUCUGAAGUCACGCACAUAGACUCACACAGGAUAAAAUGUAGGAAAACAGUUGGGAACUGUAGCAAAAUCUUUAGGCAAUUAUGUAAUCUGAGUGCCAAGUAGACACGCAUUCUCGAACAAGCAUUUCACUGUUCAUGUCAGGCUUAUUACUAUUAUGUGAUAUCAAUUGUGUCAGUAGCGAGGUUUGUAGAUCCCUUUUAGCAUUGAGACCUCUUAUUUACUGCUUCUGUCGUGUACUUUCUUCUUUUGUAAAAUAUCUGUUGUAAAAUUACGAAUGCAUGCUCCAUAACUCGUUGGUUAGAACUAGAAGUUGUGUGUGAAAUGCGUUUGAACAAUAGUGACAAAGGUAAACGGUAAGGGAUCGUUGUCCAUUGUCCGUCUGUUAUGUAUAUAUAUUUCUUUUUUUUAGCAUUGUAUACCUUAGACCCGAUGUUAGCCCUUCUUUAUCACUAUUGUUGUAGUACACUCUAAUACGUUUUACUCUGUACAUCAUGCAUUUAUCCCCCCGGGGAAUAAACAUGCAUAAGUUUCAUUUUCAUUUCAUUAUAUAAUAGCACUUUAUAAACUAGUUUUCUUUGAUCUACUUUUAACUAACCACAGUGUACUAGAUCUUUAGAAUGUAAAAUUCAGAGUUAGUUAGCAGCAUACAUGCUUGUUCUAAAUGCACUAGAAUGUUGAUAAAUAUUGUUUUUUUGUGUUGUGUUUUUUAAAAUCUUUUUCAUGGGGAUGUUGUCUAAUUGUUGCCUCUAUGCAAAUCAGCGCAUGCAACAUGAUAAAUUCAACAAUAAAUUCAGAUACGUUA
Molecule: messenger RNA, 2151 nt
Organism: Branchiostoma belcheri (Belcher's lancelet)
Lineage: Eukaryota; Metazoa; Chordata; Leptocardii; Amphioxiformes; Branchiostomatidae
Product: zinc finger protein 85-like
Exons: 2
Coding region: 75-1241 (388 amino acids)
Biological process (GO): regulation of transcription by RNA polymerase II
Molecular function (GO): RNA polymerase II cis-regulatory region sequence-specific DNA binding; DNA-binding transcription factor activity, RNA polymerase II-specific
Source: RefSeq, a predicted model, not a curated record